AUGGCGCAUACAUCCCCGUCUUUGGUCCAUCGAUUCAAUGAUGUUGCAGGAAGAUCUUCAAGACUGUCUUUGUCUACGUCUCCUGCGCAGCCACCAGCGGAAUUCCAGCUCCAACAACUGGAGCCACGACCGAUCUCCCUGCAGCGGUGCAGUAUUGAAAGCCCUCGAAGCUUCCAGCUUCCAUUCGCACCUGUCGCGACGCAAACCGGAGGUUCUCCAGAACCGGAACGAAAGGAAAGGGAGAAUCUAGAUGAUUCAUACCCUAGGCGCAAGCCGAAAAUUCUUUUCCACGGCCCUCCGCCCCCCAUAGCCGAAUCCGUGAUGGCCAUGGAGUCCACAUCGAACCCAUCGUCGUACAAACAUGCAUGGAAUCAGGAGGGAUCUGGGCUCAUGCGAAUCAUGGGGAGAUCAAUAAGCCAAGUCAUCUUCGACCGGCCGCAGCGUAGAAACAAGCCCUAUAAUCACAGAGCAGACUCUAUCUGGAGAAGUUUGCAGCGGCGUGAGCAGACGCUAGAACUUGAUAUUCAACAAUUGCUGGAUUUUCAAGCCGAGGGCUUGGUGGCUGGUAGUCAGCCUGAAGCUAAAGCUUCCAGCGAUAUCCAUGGCGCCUACAGUGAUACUGGAAGUAGUACCCCAACUGGAACGUUCUAUUCCACGGUAACGUCAAGAUCUCAGAUGCUGAAGAGCUUGUAUAUGCCACCCCAGUCAACCUCCAACGGAGAUCUGAUUCCCGUCCGGCAGCCCGCUGAAGGUCGGCCCCCGGGGCUGCGGGCUGCUAGAAGUGGCUUACGAAAAGCUAUGGAAUCAUUUGUUGAGUUGCGGCGCGAGGAAAGGAAGCAUAUCAUGAGGGCCAUGGAGGAACGGCGUGCAGCGCUCCAUCAACUCGAAAGUCUAUCCACAAGACGGUUUCACAUCCAGUCGGAGUUGGAAGCCUUUGACGUUGAUGGAGAAGAGCCAUUGGGACGAGAAUUGCGCGAGCUGAAGGCAAAAUAUGCCUCGGUGGAUAAGGACAUUAAAGCACUCGAAGACAAGCUCGUUGGCUUGCGAAACCAACGGCGGUGGCUCGAGGCCAAGAUGAAGGAUGUGGAAGGAAAACGAGAAGCGGGCUUGAGCGGCUACAGAGGAGCACUCAGAGUUGUUGAUUCAGAGGUCAGCCUGCUUGUGCGGCAACCACCCGUCUUACCUCUGGAUCAAGGGCUACACGAUCAAAGUUUUGACACCAUGAACGAAAGUCAGUCACGGGGUGGUGAGUUUCUGAGCCUGGUACCUGAACAUCGGACUCCGGACAUGGCCAAGUCUUGGUGGGAAGCCGAAAUGGCUACUUUAAAGAGAAGGAUCGAGCGGGUGGAUGCAGACCAAAAAGCACUGGAAGAAGGAAUUGCCGUCUGGAAUGGUAUUGUUGCGAUAAUUUCACGUUUUGAGAAUGAGUUCCGAGAUUUUAUGAGAGCUGAUCGCGCCUCACCACUGUCGGCUAUGUCUAUUAAGGGAAAGGAAAAUGUCACAGCGGAAGUCGAAGUCAUUCAAAAACAACUCACCGACAUGAGGAAUAUUCUCAUAGACUUGGAGCAUGCGAUGAACCUGGCUGAGUCGAAUGGGUGGAAUCUUCUCAUAUGUGCAAUUGGUGCCGAACUCGAAGCUUUCCGGGAAGCUCACCACUUGCUCAUGGCUAUCUUACCCCAGUCUACACAAGAGCGGGAACGCACAGAUGUGGUGCUCUCGAAUGAGAAACAGAAUGCCUGUUCGAUAGGCCGCCAAGCUUCCACAUCAGAUGGAAGUGAUAAUGACGUCCCUUUGGAUUUGCUUAUGUCUCACCUCAACAACACCCAUUGUCAUUCUCGGGGAGACGAGGUAUCUGUAGAGGAAAGUAGAGGCGACGAGACGAGGCGAGACAGAGCGCAAAGCCAAGAUAGCGAGAAUGAAGUUCCACUAGAAUUUUUGGCCGAGCAUGAAUGA
Ustilaginoidea virens is the source of this 1953-nucleotide messenger RNA. RefSeq lists its product as uncharacterized. The record is from RefSeq and is a predicted model, not a curated record. The transcript has a single exon. The coding region runs from base 1 to 1953 and encodes 650 amino acids. Lineage: Eukaryota; Fungi; Ascomycota; Sordariomycetes; Hypocreales; Clavicipitaceae.